This is a messenger RNA of Peromyscus eremicus (cactus mouse), 3381 nucleotides long. RefSeq names its product zinc finger protein 709-like. Lineage: Eukaryota; Metazoa; Chordata; Mammalia; Rodentia; Cricetidae. The record is from RefSeq and is a predicted model, not a curated record. Gene Ontology annotation, biological process: regulation of transcription by RNA polymerase II. Gene Ontology annotation, molecular function: RNA polymerase II cis-regulatory region sequence-specific DNA binding; DNA-binding transcription factor activity.
GCCAUGCUGCAGGCUCCCCGGCUCUGGGUUGAGGGAGCCGCUGGUGUUCCAUGUCCUGCGCUGUGACCGGCUGCCGGGAGCUGCGAGGAGAGCGGGGCGAGCUCGGAAUCGGCCAUGGAUACAAUGACCUAUGAGGAUGUGCCAGUGAACUUCACUCCUGAAGAGUGGGCUUUGCUGAAUCCUUCCCAGAAGAGUCUCUAUGAAGAUGUGAUGCUGGAAACCUGCAAGAACCUCACUGCUAUAGGCUACAAAUGGGAAGACCAGAAUAUCGAAGAACAUCAUCAAAGUUCUAGAAGACAUGAAAGGUAUCUCAUCUGUUCCUCUGGCUACAAACCAUUUGAACAUAAGGUAUAUGGAAAGAAGCAAUGUGCCUCUCUCUCUCCUACAACAGUUAGAAGAUAUGUCGGAGUGCCCACUAUGAGUAGACUUGGUGAAUGUGAUACAAGUUUACAAUUAAUUGGUUUUCCAACUACACUGGGAAUACAUCAACAAACUCACACUGGAAAAAAGCCUUAUGAUUACAAGGAAUGUGGGAAUUCUUCUGUCUGUACUGGUUCACUUUGCAAAUGUAGUGUGACUCACAGUAUAGAAAAAUGUUAUGCAUGCAAUCAGUAUGGUAAAACUCUGAAUUCUUCCAGUUCUCUUCAGAAAUGUGAAAAAACUCAUAUAGGAAGAGGAAGUGAUAAAUGUGAAUCAUCUACUAAUGGCUUUAACCAUCACAGGUAUCUUCAAACACACAAAAGAACCCAUAAUGAAGAGGAUCUCUAUGAAUAUAAUCAACAUGAUAAAGACUUUAGAUCUGAUUCCUUUUUACAAUUACACCAAAGAACUCAUGUGGAAGUAGAAUCCUAUAUAUAUAAUCAAUUGCAAAAGUCUUUGCAUUUCACUAGUCUCCAGUAUUUUGAAAGUAUUCAUACUGGCGACAAACCCUAUGUAUGUAAUCAAUGUGGUAAAGCCUUUUCAAGUCACCAUUAUCUUAAAAUACAUGAAAGAAUUCAUACUGGAGAGAAACCCUGUAUAUGUAAUCAGUGUGGUAAAGCUUUUAUACAUUUAACUAGUCUUCGAAAUCAUGAAAAAACUCAUACUGGGGAGAAACCCUGUGAAUGCAGUCAAUGUGGUAAGGCCUUUGUAUAUCGCAGUAAUCUUAAGACAUAUGAAAGAAGUCAUACUGGAGACAAACCCUAUGUUUGUAAUCAAUGUGGUAAAGCCGUUGUAACUCGCUGUAAACUUCAAAUGCAUGAAAGUACUCAUACGGGAGUGAAACCUUGUGGGUGUAACCAAUGUGAUAAAGCCUUUGCACAAUUCAGUCAUCUUCAAAUAUUAAAAUACCAUACUGGAGAGAAACCCUAUGAAUGCAGUCAAUGUGGUAAAGCCUUUUCAAAUCACAGUAAUCUUAAGACACAUAAAAGAAGUCAUACAAGAGACUCACCCUUUGAAUGUAAUCAGUGUGGUAAAGCCUUUGCACAUUUCAGUCGUCCUCAAAAACAUUACAAAAUCCAUACUGGAGAGAAACCAUAUGAAUGUAAUCAGUGUGGUAAAAUCUUUAGAAGUCACAGUUAUCUUCAAACACAUCAAAGAAUUCAUACUGGAGAGAAGCCCUAUGCAUGUAAUCAGUGUGGUAAAGCCUUUGUAAGUAGCAGAAAUCUUCAAAUACAUGGAAGAAUUCAUACUGGAGAAAAACCCUAUAUAUGUGAUCACUGUGGUAAAGCCUUUGCACAUUCCACUAGUCUUCGAAGUCAUGAAAAAAUUCACACUGGAGAAAAACCCUGUGAAUGUAAUCAAUGUGGUAAAGCCUUUACAUGUGGCAGUAAUCUUCAAGCACAUGAAAGAAGUCAUACUGGAGACAAACCUUAUGAAUGUAAUCAAUGUGGUAAAGCCUUUGUAAGUCGUUGUAAUCUUAAAAUACAUGAAAGUACUCAUACAAGAGUAAAACCGUAUGAAUGUAAUCAAUGUGAUAAAGUCUUUGCACAUGUUAUUUAUCUUCAAAGGCAUGAAAGAAUUCAUACUGGAGAUAAACCAUUUGAAUGUAAUCAGUGUGGGAAAGGCUUUACACAAUUCUGUCGUCUUCAAAAACAUUUCAAAAACCAUGCUGGAGAGAAACCCUAUCGAUGCAGUCAAUGUGGUAAAGCCUUUGGAAGUAGCAGUAAUCUUCAAACACAUAAAAGAACUAACACUGGAGAGAAGCCAUAUGAAUGUAAUCAAUGUGGUAAAGCCUUUGUAAGUCAUCGUAAUCUUCAAAUACAUGAAAGUACUCAUACAGGAGUAAAACCCUAUGGAUGUAAUCAAUAUGUGCCUUUGCACAUAUCAUUUAUCUUCAAAGGCAUGAAGGAAAUCAUCCUGGAGACAAACUAUGAAUGUAUUCAAUGUCACAGAAGCCUUCAAAAACAUGAAAGGUGUUGUUAUACAGGAGAAAAACCCAAUGAAUAAUUGAUGUAGUAAAACUUUGCAGGUCAGUGUAAUCUUCACACAUCAAAGAAGUAAUAGUAAAGAGAAACCCUACAAAUGUCGAUGUGUAAUGCGUCUUUAUGUUACAGUCUUCUUCAAAGGCAUGACAGGAUUACUCCUGGAGAGAAACACCAUGAAUCUAGUAAAUUCAGUAAAGCUUUGCACACCACACACAGUGUUCUCACUGAGCUGUCUCACUAGUGCUCAAGUAAGAUUAGUAGAAGCAUUGUAUCAGUCAAAUAUUGUCUUUUUUCAAAUUGUAAACAAAUUGUCAACAAAGGAUAGAGGAGCACAGAAUAAUUUGAAUAAUAAAACUUAUUUGAAGUAUCAGCUUCACUUAUUUGCAAAUGAAAAUAGUAUUUAUCCUGCCAUCCAGUUUUUUCAGUUGUGUUAGUUUAUUCUAAGGAGUAAAUGCUUGUUCCUAACACUUUCUCAGAAACACAAAUGAAUGACAGGGAAUUGUCUCAGUGUAUAAAAGUGAUUGCUGCUAAGGCUGAUGACCUGAGUUCAGUCUCUGGGAUACACACAUUACACAAACCAGUUUUUCUCUGAUUACUACACUUAGGCUGUGGCAUAUGCACACCACACACCUGCACACAUGAAUAUCUUUGAAACUAAAGUAAAGAAUUAGUGAGGUCACUUACCUGCUUAAGGCACUUGCUCCCAAACUUGAUUACCUCAGUUUGAUCUUUAGUACUGACAUAGGAGAAGUAGAGAAUACACACCUGUAAGUUGUCCUCUGCCUGUCACAUCCACAACAUGGCACAGGUGUUUACAUACUGGUAAAAAUUUCUAAAGAGAUGAAAUUAACAAAGCAAAGAAUAUAACCAAAAUAUUGAGAACAUAGGAAAUGAUUUUCCAAUUGAAAUUAAUACAUUAUUAUAUUCCAUGAUAUGUCACUCUUCAAUAAAAUAGAUGGUUCAUGAUUAAGUCUUA